AUGGAUCCCAAAACAACUUAGAUUACUAUAGAUAAAAAAGUUUUGCAAAAGACAAAGGCAUUAUUUAGUUUUGUCAAGUCUAAAAUACCAUUAAUUAAAGGUAGUGCUGAAAACACACCAUCUAAUUAGUCAUCUACAAAGAAUUAAAGUGAUUUCAAAUAAAGUCAGCAAUAAUAAAUUAUUCAUGAAGAAGAUUUUUAGCUUAAAAUUGAUAAUGUGUGUAAUGCAGAUUUACUUGAAAGCAUAGAAAAGCUUAUAAAUAGCAAUACAGAAUAAAGAGAAUUAGUAAUAUCCGAUUAACUUUUUUCAGAGAUUUCAUUUAUGAUGUUAAGAGUUGCAGAUUUUGUUUAGUUUACACUAAACGAAAGAGAAGAAGUAGCAUAAUUCAAACAAGAUUACUAAUCACUUAAAAAAGAAAAUGAAUAAUUGAAAAGCGUCAUUGAUGGAUUUAAUGAUUCUAUGAUAUAAUAUGAGAAUUCACAUAAAAAGGAAUUUAUUGAAAUGCAAGUUCAAUAUUAAAACGAAAUAGAAGCACUAAAUAAAUAAAUAGAAAUACUGAUUUAAGAGAAAAACUUAUAAAAGAAAUUAUAAGAUGAGCAAAUUGUAGCUCUAAUAAAUGUAAAAGAACACGUUAAUUAACUAACAUUAUAAAACAACUCCUUAUAGAACACUUUAAACACUUUGAAUAUUGAGAUGGUUAAACUUAAAGCAAUUCAUUAAGGAGAAGUUUCUGACACAAUGCAUGAAAAAAGUUUUAAGAGCAUAAUGACUAGUAAAAAUACAAAGCACAGAAUCUUGUCUUUUCUAACAUUUAAGCAAAUUCUUAAACUAAGAUUACUAAAUAGAGAGUAUAACUUGAUUAUUACGAGAGAUUUCUAACUCUAGCGCCUCCUAAUUAACAAUAUUGCUUUCAAUUUUACACAAAAAACUAGAGAAUUAUAUAAUAGAGCUAAUUUCUUUUAGAGCCUAGCUGAAAACAUACCAGAUGAAGUUCUUAAAGUUUCGAUACUCAAGUAUCUAUGCUAGCGCCAUAAAGUUGGUGAUUUAAUGGUACCUUCACUUAACUCUGCUUAAUUAAUUAUUGAAGGAUUGCUAUUCCAAUCUGAAAGUGAAUCAAAUGGAUCUACUUCAAAUUUAUCUACUAGAGGUUCUAUUCCAUAGUCACCUUAAAGUAGUUUUAUAAAUAGUACAAAUAAUGAUGCAUAAUAAUUAAAUUCUGGAAAUGUCGAUUUAUUAAGUGAAUUCUUAACUGGAGAGGAAAAUGUGAAUAUAAAUGAAAAUCAAUAAUAGCAGCUGCAGCAAGAAUAAAACAAAUAAUCUAUUGCUAAUAACAAAGUUAAUGGAAGUUCUUAGCCCUAAGAAAAUACUCCUUAAGCAAAGCAAAGCAAAACACAAAAGACAAUCAGUUUUAUGAAGAAACUAUUUGAUAAAAAGGAAACUCCGACUAAUGCUGAUAAUUCAUAAAAAGCUCAAACAAUAACAAACGUAAGUAGAAACACUUUAGAAAAAACUUUCUUAAGCAAUGAAAAUGUCACAGAGGAAAUAGCUAAUAAAUUAAUUCAGGAUAUGAAUAUAAAGCUAUUAAUUGAUAACAGAGUGUUGUAGCUGUUUAGAGAAGAAAAAGAUAUUGUAUUAAAGUAAUUAAAAAUUGAAUAGGAUGAAGUCAUUUAAAAAAUUUAAGCACUCACUGUAAAAUACUCUUAAGAUCCUAAAAAAAUCAGUUAUUUUCUUGAAACAUUAGAAAGCAGUUUUUGUAAUAUUUAUGUUUUUAGCAAGUUCUUGUACCAAGAAAGUAAGGCCCUCUACAACUUGUAAUCUUACCUUUCAUAUGAACUAAUUUAAAAUAAGAUGAAAUUGCAAGAUGUUUAAAACAAACUUGAAGAUACCACCACUUCAAAAUAAGCACUCGAGUAAAUGAAAGAUUACCUGAGCUAAAAGCUUAAGGAGACUGAGAAAAAAAACCUUUAAAGCGAUACUAUAUUCUUAAAAAAUAAUAAACUCAUUCAAGAGCUUAAAGACGAUAAUAACAAUUUAUAAUAGAAAAUUCAAUCCAUCGAGAAAAGUAAAAUUAAAUCUGAUAAUAAUCUAAAGAUACUUGCUAAAGAAGUCAGAAAUUUAAUGAGAAAAAAUACUGAAUUAACUGCUAAAUAUGAAAAAUUACUAAAAAAUAUGAAUUAUUUAAAAGAAGCUCUCUCAAACUUUAAAAUAUUAGAAGAAUGA
Molecule: messenger RNA, 2220 nt
Organism: Tetrahymena thermophila SB210
Lineage: Eukaryota; Ciliophora; Oligohymenophorea; Hymenostomatida; Tetrahymenidae
Exons: 1
Source: RefSeq, a predicted model, not a curated record